AUGCCAACUGUACAACUUCCAUGCAAGGUUCUCGUCUCUGGCGCGAACGGCUAUAUCGCGGUUUGGGUUGUCCGCACCCUUCUCGAGAAAGGGUACUCUGUCCGUGGAACAGUCCGGUCUGAGGAAAAAGCAGUACACCUCAGGCAACUAUUCAGCUCGUAUGGUGAUAAGCAUGAGGUCGUCGUCGUUGAAGAUAUCACAAAGGAUGGAGCCUUUGACGAGGCAGUUAAAGGCGUUGAUGCUAUUGAGCAUACAGCCUCUCCUUUUCACAUGAAUGCAGAUGACCCAGAUGAACUUAUCAUUCCCGCAGUUAAUGGUACAGUUGGCAUGCUGAAGAGCGCUCUCAAGUAUGGCCAAUCCGUCAAGCGUAUCGUGAUCACUUCAUCGGGAGCUGCAGUCCUGCGGGACACGACAACGCCAUCCACUUUCUCCGAACUGAACUGGAACGAGCAAUGUCUGGAAAUUCUGAAAGAAAAAGGUCGCGAAGCGCCUAAUAUGAUGAAGUAUCGUGCUUCGAAGACUCUCGCUGAGAAAGCGGCCUGGGAGUUCUGGAACAAACAUAAAGCUAGUGUCGGCUGGGAUCUCACUGUCCUUAACCCACCUUAUGUCUUUGGGCCCGCUAUCAAUGAAGCCACAGCACCAUCCGGAUUGGGCACGUCCUCAAAAUUGUUCUACAACUAUGUCGCCCAUCCAAACUCCAGCGGAGCAACAAACGAGUUCCUUGCUUCCUUCGGUACAACCUGGAUCGAUGUGCGUGACCUUGCGGAAGCGCAUGUCAUCUCGCUCGAGAAGGAAGCUGCAGGUGGCGAACGAAUCAUCGUUAGUGCAGGACUUUGGAAAUGGCAGGAUUUCAUUGACGUUGCUAAUACAAUCUCGCCGCCACCGAAACUCGCAACAGGUGGUCUGCCGAAGGGUAACCCUGGUGCUGGUACUGGACACCCCUCCACAGUGCACUUCCUUCAGUACGACACCACGAAAGCUGCGCGAAUCCUGGGGCUGAAGUACCGAACUAUAGCAGAGAUGACGAGGGACACGCUGGCAGACUAUGAAGCAAAGGGAUGGUAA
Messenger RNA from Suillus plorans, 1065 nucleotides. RefSeq lists its product as uncharacterized. Gene Ontology annotation, molecular function: oxidoreductase activity, acting on the CH-OH group of donors, NAD or NADP as acceptor. Bases 1 to 1065 code for a protein of 354 amino acids. NCBI's taxonomy places the organism in Eukaryota, Fungi, Basidiomycota, Agaricomycetes, Boletales, Suillaceae. The record is from RefSeq and is a predicted model, not a curated record. The transcript has 9 exons.